AUGGAUUCAGUAGAAUCUGAGAAAACCGGGUUACAAGAAGAGGCCACUAGGGCAAACUUUAAAUUACUUCACGGUGAUAAAUAUUGUGGGGAGCUCGAAGAUGACCCAGAGAGGCUAAGGGAAGAGAUGAUGGAAUCAGCCUUACAACACCAGUUACAGAUUAUGCAUGACGAGGAAGCACUGGGCAAGAUCAGAUCUGAGCUCUCAGUACUUCAGGAAGAAUUAGAGCUUUCAAAAUCACGAGGUGCAGAACGAGAACAUGAAAUUGUUUCCAAGGCAGUUAUUAUUCAAGAACUUAAUCAAGAACUUGACCAGCAUAAGGCUUCCUAUGCACAUCUAAGAGAGGAUCUACUUUCCUUGGAAAGUUUAGUUUCGGUCUUGAAAGAAGAACUCCUAGCCAAAGAUGAUAACCUAGAAGAAACUUUGUUAAAGCUUCAACAAGAGACACGAAGAAGGGAAACCAUUGAAGAAAGCCUCAGAACUCAUGAGCUCCAGAUAUUGGGUCUGCAUGAUGAAUUAUACAGGGAAAAUGAGGUGAAAAGUGCUCUGGAAAUAACCGUGGGAGUACUAAAUAAUCACUUGCAUCAGCUCAAAGAGUUUUGUGUAGAUCUCGAGAAUAAGUUGAAUGUCUCUGAGCAGAAUCUGAGCAGAUAUGACUCACUUCUGUCACAGGCGUUGUCACACAACUCUGAACUCGAACAGAAGCUGAAAUCUUUGUACGUCUUCCAUAAUGAACCCGCUACUUUUGUUCAUACUUCUUUCAUGAAGAAAAUACAGCUUGAAGAAACCAAAGAUGUACAGGGAGAAAAAGAAAUAAAGCUGAUGCUUCUACAGCAGGGAAAUUUGGGGAUCGAGGAGAAUCUGACCCAGGAAAACUCUAAGCUCAGUGAAUCGGAUAGAGAGAAAAGUGAAGACAGGAGGAGGGCAGUAGAGGUUACCGGACUGUUGAAAACUUGUGAGGAAAAAACGGGGAUGUCGGCGUCCCAUUUCCAAGAGUACGAGAAUGAAGUCAACAAACUGGAAUUUUCCUUGGAAACGUCCUUGUCAAGGUAUUAGGAGCUUGAAAUCGAGAGAAAGGAACUUGAAGAAAAGUGUACUGAACUGGAAAACUGGGUUUCUUUGUCCCACGAGCAUAACCAAGAACUACAAAAACUUGUUCAAGAAUCUCAUUCCAAAGCGGAGGAUUCUGGAAAAAAGGUGGGAGAAUUACAGCUCCAACUGGAAAUCACAAGGUGUCAGGUUCGUGAACUCGAAGAACAGUUGAGUAUUGCGGAAGGGAAACUUAAGAAUGCCUUUGCAGAAAUAAGGCAGUAUAAUAGCCAUGUGUCUGAGCUUUCUUCAGAGCUCGAAGCCUUCCACGUAAAAUCAUCCAGCCUAGAAAUGGCGCUUCAAGCUGCAAAUGACACUGAAAGAGAUUUGACAGAAAUGUUGAGUAGAGUCACCGAAGAAAAGAACAGAAUUGAAGACGCCUUCAAGAUAUCUGGGCGAAAGCUCUUAGAAGCGGAAAGCUUGAUCGAGAUUCUGCAACUUGAGUUGAAGUCCUCCAUGGAAAAACUUCAAAAUGUUGAUAGAGAUCUCGAGAAUUCAGGGGAUAGGGAAAGAGAAAUAUUAGAAAAAAGUAAAACUGCUGUGGAGAUGCUAUAUCACCAGGGAGGAGCGGUGGAUAAAGCUUCUGCGCAAAACCUAGAUUUAGUGUCAUAUGAUGCCUCAGAUAAUAAUCUUGAAGAGAAACUCCGAGAAGAAAUGCUAAAGUUUACUGAGAAACAUAUUGAAGCUCGACAGUCGCUGGAAAACUUGAAGUCUGUAGAAGAACAGGCAGUUGUUUACAGGGAAGGGGGGGGUGCAACAACAGAAAAUCUGGCUGCGCCGAAGGUCCAACUGGAUGAAAGGUCAUGCAAAUUAACAUCGCUUGAGAAAACAGACGGAUUCAGAAAAAAUCACGAGAUCACUGAAGGGAUAGCUGAGAAGUCAUUUUCAGCGUAUGAACGUUCAUCUGAGGUAAACAGGUUAAAGGGGGAAGUGGCAGCAUGUCAGUAUAAAGUUGACCAGUAUAAUGAUAUUGGGCUCUCUGUUAACACAGAAAAGGAAUCGUCUGUCAAGGAAUUGGAGAGAUCAACACUGAUAUACUCUGACGUCAAAGAAUCGACUGAGGAGCUUAACUAUCUUCAAAAUCAGAUGCAGUCUCAUGAAAAAAAUAUUUGUGAAGACCCUGCUGCUGCAGAAUUUCAGAAGGCAGAGUUUGAUGGCUCUCUGUCAAGACUGAGGACUCUUGAGGGGAUGCUAAAGGAAACGCAAAGCAAAUGGAUUCAAUUGGAGUGCGAUAAUGAUGCUUUAACUGGAGAAAACUUGAAGCUCACACUUGAUGUUACUUUAUUUGAAACAAAACUUAAUGAUCUACAAUCAGCAUUGAACACAGUCUUGGCAGAAAGUGAGCAGGCAUGUAGAGAACUUCAAUGUUCGAGGAAAACCAACGAAGAUCUGAGACAAAGGCUUGCUUCCGAAGGCGAGAGAUUGCAGUUUCAAGUUAGUUUCUUAUAACUUUAUACAUUCAUAUUUAUGGUCCCCUCGAAGAAUCUUGAUUCGUUUUUGAUUAAGAACGAGGGGGAUAAACCAUUGCUGCUCUAUCAUUUGUAUCGAUGAUAUCUAGCAUGAUUUAAUCAUCAAAUAGAAAGGGAACGUCUUGGGCUGAAUACAAGUUCCCUUUUGUCAGAUUUCGUCUUUGGUUGAAGAGAACAGUCUGCUCAAUCAACGUCAUGAGGUGGCAAAUAAACGACUGCGAGAAGUAAUGGCUCAAAUGGAUGAAAAACGAAAUGAACAGAGAGAAAGAGAGUAUUCGCCAAACGAUAAUGUGGAAACUCUGACGGUGAAACCAGAGAUGGAAGCUCGAACUGCAGAACUUGAAUGGCAGCUAUUGUCAUCCGAGACUCCAUUAAAGAAAGAGGUAUUAAAAACUCUUUUAUACUUACUGGUUUUAGGGAUAAGAUUUUCCACAUAGCAUACUAUUUAAAAUUCUGAAUCUGUACUCGACUUGUUUUGCUUGAAUGCAUGGCAUAUCUUCAUUUCAGGUUGAGAGUAUGAGGGCAUUAUUGGGUGAAAAGGAGGCUGCAAUUGCGCACAUACUGGAGGAAAAAAAGCGUCUAGCAGAGGAAAUGGUGCAAUUGAGGAGCGAGAUUAAUCUUCAACAUAAAAAAUUCGCAGAGAAGGUAUCUCCUCGCUUAUUUUAAAUAUUUUCUUGUCCAUGUGUCAUUAUGAAGCAUGCUCGUAUGAUUUUCUUUAUAGUUCCCAUGUGUCACUAUAUUCUACAAGAUUGAUGACUGACAAAGAGCAACAUGGCAGAUCCUUCUGCUCUCAUCAGACCAUAUUACCAACAUUUUUGAUAAAUUUAGCCUGCCUUGUAGAUUAAUUUUUUUUUAUCUCAGACAAGUGCACGAGUGAUCUUCAAUGAAAAAAGGAGAUACCUUGUGAAUGCCAAUGACAUUUUAGAGAAUGAGUCGUUCUCAAUCUCAAACAAAUUAGCAAGUACCAAUAGGAGGGUUAAAAUCUAUCGGAUGGUUGAUUAAUUUAAGAAGAGGCCAUCUCAAAUGGAAAAUUUUCAUCAAUUUUAAGGGGUUCUAAUCCUGGGUGUAAAAUAAAAUGUUUAAAUAGUGGCAGUGAAAUUUUAAACUUACCUUUAUAUACUGUACUUCUCUGUUCUCCCGCUGGAUUUUAUUGCUUUUUUUCUGUCAGGUUGAAAGCAACUGAACUAGAAAUCCCCUUCUCUUUAAGAAGAUUAAAAGACAUGCACAUAAAAAACAUAUGGGUGCAUCCAUGAACUUUUUCUAAAUAGCCUCGCAUAAAAUGUGGCGAUUUAAACUUAGGAUUAAUUUCUUUUGGAAUUAUUCUACUUACAGUCGAUUCAUUCUGAGUUGGAUGACCUAACCGCUCUAUAUAAUAUCCAACCUCCAGGCUGUCCUGAGUUCCCAGCCUCUUUCCAUUUUUUGUAUAACCUAAGCUUACCAAAAGUUAUAAUUUUGUAUUGGCUCAAAUUGACUGAGAUAAACAAGUCACGUGGUUUUCCUUUUUUUUAAAAGCUUCAUUAAUUUAUUUAUUUUUAAAAAUUAUAUCAUAAAUUAGUGUACGCCAUUAGGCCUCAGAAAAUGAUUAUCUCUAGCUGCAACAUGCUUGUCACUUAGAGAUUUUUCUGCCCCAAGGCUAGUACAAAAUAACAUUUAGACAGUCUUGGGUUACUACAACUAGAACAACGUGGUUUUCCUUCUUCUCUCGUUGCCAAUGAUCUCUUCACUAACGAUCUAGAGAUAUGGACAAAAAGAGCAUUUUCAUCCAGGACAGUAAAGAGGGUUCUUCUAAUCCUCUUCCGAAAUUCGGAUGGCUUCCCUCUAUGUACAGCGCAAGGGAGAGGUAGCUGAAUCUCAGUCAAAAGACGAGGUAGAGCCCAAAUCCAGAGACUUAUCGCCAGCUGCAGGAACAGCAUCCGAAAUAUAUGAAGAUAAGAGAAGCAAGGGGGCACUUCAGCCAUCUGAGGCUGAAGAGCCCCCUGCCGCCAUGGCCUUCAAGUUCCUCCUGGGGGUGGCUCUGGCUUCCAUCAUCCUCGGCAUUAUCCUCGGGAAGAGAUUCUAG
Messenger RNA from Spirodela intermedia, 4617 nucleotides. The record is from the annotation of a GenBank genome assembly. Lineage: Eukaryota; Viridiplantae; Streptophyta; Magnoliopsida; Alismatales; Araceae.